Laetiporus sulphureus 93-53 is the source of this 1469-nucleotide messenger RNA. Its product is annotated as DNA glycosylase. Gene Ontology annotation, biological process: nucleotide-excision repair; base-excision repair, AP site formation; base-excision repair. NCBI's taxonomy places the organism in Eukaryota, Fungi, Basidiomycota, Agaricomycetes, Polyporales, Laetiporaceae. Gene Ontology annotation, molecular function: DNA binding; oxidized pyrimidine nucleobase lesion DNA N-glycosylase activity; DNA-(apurinic or apyrimidinic site) endonuclease activity. The record is from RefSeq and is a predicted model, not a curated record. Gene Ontology annotation, cellular component: nucleus. Bases 79 to 1251 code for a protein of 390 amino acids. The transcript has 6 exons.
CGAAGUCUCCCACUCAGGUCUGUCAGAGUCAUCCUCUGCUUCAAGCACGGCCAACUGAAGUCACAUAUCGGAAGUGUGAUGUCUGCGAAACGAAAGGCCUCGGAGUCCCCGCAGGGCUUGAUUGGACGUCCCAGUCCAUACCAUCCCUCCGUGACUCUAUUCCAGCCCAACAGCGAGCCCAGUUCCUCCCCCACUGUACCGUUGACUACAAGGCGCUCUCCUCGUAGACAAAAAAUUGUGAAACGCGAGGAUAGUAUGGAUAGUACGGAGAAGUCCACCGUAACUGGUGAUACCAGUGCGCUAACUAACAGCACUGUCUUGAAAUCUCCCAAGGCGGCCACCGCUUCCACUAGUUCGGAUGUCAAGCCUGACAGUACAACCCAUGCUAAAGCCUCCCAAGGUGGAUCUCCUCGGAAACGCAAAUCUGCGUCACAGGCAUCAGGUGCAUUCCAUCCUGCUCCUCCGAGAUGGCGCGAAGCAUAUGACAAGAUAAAAGAGAUGCGAUCGCGUGUCGUCGCACCAGUUGACACCAUGGGCUGUGGGCGUGCGCAACUCUUUGAGACGAUUCCCAAAAAUCAGCGCUUCGCCACCUUGGUGUCAUUGAUGCUGUCCUCGCAGACGAAGGAUGAAGUCACGUCAGCUGCUGUAGACAGGCUCCGAGAGGCAGUCGGCGGAAGCCUGAGCGUUGAUGCUAUCCUGCGUGCCGAUGACAGCACGAUAUCUGAUGCAAUUUGCAAAGUCGGCUUCUGGAGACGGAAAACAGAAUAUAUCAAGCGAACAGCUCAACGCCUUCAUGAUGAUUUUGACUCCGAUGUCCCGAAGACGGUAGAGGAGCUGUGCACUUUACCAGGCGUUGGGCCCAAAAUGGCGAUCCUUGCGCUUCACGUUGGAUGGAAAGUGAAUGCUGGCGUCGGCGUAGACGUCCAUGUACAUCGCAUUACCAAUAGGUUAGGAUGGCACAACCCUCCCACAAAGACACCCGAAGAAACAAGGUCAAACCUUGAGUCCUGGCUACCUAAGGAGCUCCGACCGACGUUCACCGGUCUACUAGUAGGCUUCGGUCAGACCAUUUGUCUUCCAAUUGGGCCUCACUGCGAUUCGUGUCUAUUGUCGGAUGGCCUGUGUCCCAGUGCUCGCGCCGCAUCGCCGCGGCGGUCACCGACUAAGAAAAGAGUGGUAGUUGCAUCGACGAGUCGUGCGGCUCCGAAGUUGGAGAUUGCUAUGGAGGAUGCAAAGGAUGAGAUCCUCUGAGUUUGAGCUCCGAGGGGCUAUUGUAGUGUCAUUUGAGAUUUCCGAAUGCUGUACUCCAAAUAAGAGAAAUGGGCCGCUGGCGAAUACUGCACUUGCCUAAUGUAGUAUGCGCGACCUGCUUUCGGUUAGUUCAAGUUGUUGUUCGGUACCUUCAAGGUUAACCAUAAUCUUUCCCAAUACUACUCGUACUUAGCUUCGCUCCGAAUCUAGGACGUUCU